Entrophospora candida is the source of this 471-nucleotide messenger RNA. The record is from the annotation of a GenBank genome assembly. Lineage: Eukaryota; Fungi; Glomeromycota; Glomeromycetes; Entrophosporales; Entrophosporaceae.
AUGAUGAUUCUUCAACGUGCCUUAAUAGUAUUGUUUGUUAUAUUGGCUGGAGCUUUCACUAUUACUAUUAGUGCGAAUAAUGUCACAGUUGAAGUUGGCAAAAAUGGUUUAAAGUUUAUACCACAAAAAGUGAUAUUUAAAUUUGUUAAUCCAAAUAUCAAACACAAUGUUGUUCAAUCGGACAGCGAAGCGUCAUGCACGAAUUCAACAAAACCAGAUGCAUUCGCUUCAGAAGGCUUUUCACAAAGUGAUUUCAUAGUCAAGAUAAACCAGGAUAAUGGUGUGCUGUAUUACUAUUGUAGUGUAGCAAAUCAUUGUAGCGUUGGCGGUAUGUGGGGCGUGAUAAAUAUUCAACCUACAAACAAUAACUCUUCUAAAUCUGGCGCUGCUGAAAGUUCCUCCACUUCUAUAACUUUAGCCACUUCUAUUGUAUUACUUUCUAGUUUGUUUAUGGCCAUGUUUAUGGUCUAA